GAAAAUUCUUUGUCUUAAAAAUGUCUUGUUACGGUUCAAAAUACAAAUUUUGAUAUUAGAUUGUUAGCCACCGGUAUACGGUGGAUGUUCUCACUGCCUUCCCUACUAAAUUACACUGUGUUCAUUUUAUUUUACACGUACCUAGUAAAGACCUUGCCUUACGUGAAAUUUUUGAAUGAAAAUGUGAUUUUCAUUGUACCACAUUCGAGUUGACAGCACAAUGUCUGCAUUUACUUAGCGUCACAAUGUUUACCGUGCAUGGUAACAACAGUCCCGCAUCACUAUCGUACAUCGCCGUACUCAGAAAUAGUUGAUGUUAGCAGUGAAAUUGUAAUUGGUGUGUACCUUUAUUCGGUCACAAACAUUUUGAAGAUAAUCAUAAUUUAUUACAUUGUAAUAGAAAUAAUGUUGGUAGAAGCCGAAUAUAUUGAAAGCAUCGUAGUCCCCAGCUAGCGCGAGAGAAAACUGUGUUCAUAGUAUUCAACCAUUUUUAUAAACAGCCGUAUGACGAUACCGUUCCGCUGUCUUCGGAACAGUAUUAUUAAGGUCAUGCUUUCAAUAUCUUUGUCUGAGAACAUAUUUAGUAAUAGCUGGAGUAUUCGCUAAACACGAACUGGUAGAUUGUAAUUGUUGUGAGGUACAUUCAGUGUUAUCUAUAAUGUUGACGAUGCUUCGUUUUACCAUUGGCUCGGAACAAGUGUCGAGUACUUGUGAGUUUAUUGACGGCGCUAGACGCCUCCCAUUGUUAAAUAGAUACAAAAUGGAAAAAUGAAAGCAUCUCCAACAGUUUAACUAUAUUUGCUAAGCA
Molecule: messenger RNA, 808 nt
Organism: Spodoptera exigua (beet armyworm)
Lineage: Eukaryota; Metazoa; Arthropoda; Insecta; Lepidoptera; Noctuidae
Source: the annotation of a GenBank genome assembly